UAACCUUACAAUUUACAAUGUCAAUAUGAUAUUUUACAUUACUUUUACAAGUAUAAUAUUAUUUUCAUUUUAUUUUUCAUUUAUUAACUGUGCUAAUGAUCAAUGUUCUUUAACACAUAACUCUAACUGCGAUGAAACAUACGACAAUAAGUAUUCUAGGGGUAAACAAGCGAAUGAUAUUUUUUCAAUAUACUUGAGGAAGUACGAAGAAGCAAAUCAAGCGUAUUAUCCUAGUAAUGCGACAGGAUGUAAAUUUUAUGUACAUGUUGUUGACGAAGAUCUCAAACCGUUCAGUGAUGGAAUUACACAGCAAAUGAUCGAGGGAAUUAAGACAAGAGGCACAAAAUACCAGAUCAUUAAUGGUCGUCUGUAUAGAGACAAGGAUUGUAUGUUUCCCUCACGGUGCUCUGGAAUCGAGUACUUUUUACGCAAACUGGUCAGCAAGUUGCCAGAUCUCGAAUGUGUUAUAAAUACAAGGGAUUGGCCUCAAAUAUACAAAGGGCAUGGCGUGUUUGGUCCAAUAUUUUCUUUCAGUAAGACGAAGGAUUAUAAUGAUAUUAUGUAUCCGGUUUGGGCUUUUUGGGAGGGAGGCCCUGCUAUCAGUCUGUACCCGGGGGGUAUAGGGAAAUGGAAUGAUCAUCGUCUUUUAAUCGCCACAGUUGCUAAUUCUACUUCCUGGAAUGACAAGCUGAAUGUGGCCUUCUUUCGUGGGUCUAGGACGAGUUCAGAACGAGAUCCUUUGGUAUUACUUUCACGAGAAAAUCCUGAAUUAGUCGACGCUCAAUAUACCAAAAACCAAGCUUGGAAAUCGGAUGCUGAUACUUUACAUGCGCCACCUGCAGCCGAAGUAUCUUUUAACGACCACUGCAAAUACAAGUAUUUAUUUAAUUUCAGAGGAGUUACUGCAAGUUUUCGUUUUAAGCAUAUUCUACUCUGCAAGUCCCUCGUUUUUCAUGUUGGUGACGAAUGGCUUGAGUUUUUCUAUGGAAGCUUAAAGCCUUGGGUACAUUACAUUCCUGUUGAAGCAAAUGCGAAUAAAGAGACUAUGAGAUUACUUAUAAAGUUUGUUCAGGAGAAUGACGAUAUUGCUAGAUCGAUAGCAGAAAACGGAUUUAAUUUUAUUUGGAACCACUUGACAAUUAAAGAUGUUAUUUGUUAUUGGCGGAAUUUACUAAGAAAGUAUGCUAAGCUAUUGAAAUAUAAACCGAAAUUAGACAAAAAUUUAAUCGAGAUUAUAUAAAGCAUGUUCCUAGACUCUGUUCAAACCUCCAGGUACAGUACAAUAUACAUACAUUCCUUAUUAUAUUAUAUAUUUCUCCAAUAAUCCUAGCCUUGUUUUUUAAGCACCAUAGCGGUUUGAACAGAGUACAGUGAUAUUUAAUUGUGGUACUUAGGAUUUAACUGUGUAACAAUCAGUGAUGUGCUGACAAUAAUUUUUGUGUAGCUUUAGACAAUAAAUCAGAUCU
This is a messenger RNA of Photinus pyralis (common eastern firefly), 1466 nucleotides long. Its product is annotated as O-glucosyltransferase rumi homolog. The transcript is spliced from 5 exons. Gene Ontology annotation, biological process: protein O-linked glycosylation; positive regulation of Notch signaling pathway. Bases 26 to 1240 code for a protein of 404 amino acids. The record is from RefSeq and is a predicted model, not a curated record. Gene Ontology annotation, molecular function: UDP-glucosyltransferase activity; UDP-xylosyltransferase activity. Gene Ontology annotation, cellular component: endomembrane system. Lineage: Eukaryota; Metazoa; Arthropoda; Insecta; Coleoptera; Lampyridae.